Petromyzon marinus (sea lamprey) is the source of this 1493-nucleotide messenger RNA. RefSeq names its product transmembrane protein 267 (gene TMEM267). NCBI's taxonomy places the organism in Eukaryota, Metazoa, Chordata, Hyperoartia, Petromyzontiformes, Petromyzontidae. The record is from RefSeq and is a predicted model, not a curated record.
CUAGCCACCGCGGCGCCCCGAUCAUGGCGAGGCGACGUUUCGUGCAAUCCCCCUUCUUCAGAGCACGCAAAGCAAUAUCAUCGCGAGUCGCGUUGACGUCGUCUCGUCGCUAGGGGAACCAAACUUGGCCGAGAAAACAAAUGGUUGAGGAGGCCGUCGACAAUCUGCUACAGGGGACGUCGGGGGAUGGUUCCUGUUGACCGCUGCCGCGUGAUCCCAGGCCUUUAAACUCACGAUUCCGCUGCGGCCUCGGCCGUCGUUCGCUCGGCUAACAAUGCCAGGCCUCCUACGACGACGGUGAGAAGCGGCCAGCUGCUUUGACAACACGAGUCGAAGUUGCUCGCGACAACUUAACACGGCGGCCACAUCGGAGCCUACGGUCUUGCCUGGAAGCCGCGCCGGGCCGCCGUUGAUGGAGGCGGCGGCGGCUCAGCGGCGGUGGUGGUGGUGGUGGUCGCUGUGGCAGUCGUGGCCACUGCCGCCUUUGUCUCUCCUCUCGAGCCUGCUGCUCGCUCUCUUCUGCGCCCUCGCCGACCCGCUGUGCGAGAGGCUACAACAGGCGGGCGGUGGCGGUGGCGAGGUUGCGAUGCUGAUGAAAGCUGCGUUGGACUCGGCGGUGCAUGGAGCCGUGGCCAUGUGGAGCUGGGCUCUCGUGUGCGGCGGAGGAGGCUUCGCGGUGUCGCUACGGGGAGGAGGAGGAGGUGGUGGAGGAGGUGAUGGAGGAGGUGGAGGUGGUGAUGGUGGUGGUGGAGGUACAGCCGCUGCUCAGGUGCUGCUCGCGGGCUUCCUGGCCUGCUGCCUUGACCUGGAUCACUUCGUCAUGGCCAGGUCGCUGCGGAUUUCGGACCUGCACAGGCUGCGCGGCCGCCCUCCCCUGCACAACACCACGCUGGUGCUCGCCCUGGCCCUCUCGCUGGAGGUGGUGCUGGUUCGCCCGCUGGGCCUGCUGGGCGGGCCCUGGGAGCGGCUGCCGGCGCUGGCGGCGCUCGCGUGGCUGUCUCACCACGUGCGCGACGGCGCCCGCCGCGGCCUCUGGCUCUGGCCGCUGGGCUCGACGCCGCCGCUGCCGCGCUGGGCCUACCUGGCGCUGACGGCCGCGCUGCCGCACGCGACCGCGCUGGCGCUGGCCGCGUGCGGGAGGGCCGGGGGGCCGGCGCAGCGGAGACAGCCGAACGGAGCCGGUUCAUUCGUCUGAAGGAUACUUGAAUGGGACGUUGACCAAUCAAUUUUGUGCAAUCGUGGAUGGUUUUUGCCGCCCACACCAAAAACAUUCCUCCGAUGUCCGCUGUCUCGCCAUGCGAUCCCCGGACUUUACUUACGAGCCGUGUUAACUCGUUAAGCGAGCAGCAGUUUGGGUCCAUAAUAUAGUUGUUGUUUUUUUUGGGUUAAAUCGCGUAAAUAUAAAUGUGUCGUUAAACCCGCCGCCACCCGACACGGCCAAUUAGCAAGGUUUGUCACGUAAACAGAACGUGGACAAUUCGUUACUAGUACAG